GUCCUUGGAGGUGGUGCCACGUCAGAGCUUCAGCUGUCAGCAGCGCCUCAAUUCCUGCAGCUUUCUUCUCUUUGCUUGGAUUUUCCUUUCCACCAUGCUUCGGCUGGGACUGAGCUGCUUUCUGCUGCAUGUGUGUGCGGUGUUUGGGACGGAGCUGACCUUUGAACUCCCUGACAACGAGAAGCAGUGCUUCUACGAGGAAUUAGGCAAAGGUGUCAGAUUUGACAUAGACUUUCAGGUUAUUGCAGGAGGCAACUAUGACGUGGAUUGUUUUGUCACCGAUCCCUUCGACAACGUCCUGUAUAACGAAAGGAAGAAGCAGUACGACAGCUUCUCUCACACCACGGCCAUGGAGGGAGUCUACAAGGUCUGCUUCAGCAACGAGUUUUCCACUUUCACGCAUAAAGUCGUGUACAUGGACUUUCGGCACGGAGAGGAGCAACCUCUCCUGGAGAACAUGAGCAGGAGCACAGCGCUGACUCAGCUGGAGUCUUCCUGCGUCGCCAUCCAUGAGGUCCUGAAGGUGGUGGCUGAAUCACAGACGUGGUACCGGCUAAGAGAAGCCCAGGACCGCACUAAAGCAGAGAAUCUCUUUGAGCGCGUGACGUACUGGUCGAUCGGAGAAACCAUCCUGUUGUUCGUCAUCGGCAUCGGCCAAGUCAUGCUUCUAAGGAGUUUCUUCAGUGACAAGAAGGGCUCCGUGGCGGCCCCCACUUAGGACUUCUCUUCAUCUUUCAGGUUUUCCAUGUUUGAGCCUACAUCCGAUCACAAGCACAUACUGUUUGGUUUUUAUUUCCGUUUAACUGAUUCUUCUCUCUCUGUCCCCCCAGUCAGCAUCCAUUAACUUGAAUAUGUUUUUGUUUCCAAGUGAAUCUAUAAUCAGCAAAGUUUUUUCUUUUUUUUCUUUAUGUCAUCAUUUCAAAGAAGUAAAACUUGAUUAUUUACUUUAUCAUCGUCCAAGUUUAAUCUUUAUGACUAGAAGCUGUGGGAUAAAGACCAAAGAAAGAUUAUGAAUGUCAGUUUAGAUUAUUUUAUGGCUUUUCUUUCAUUUUUUUUUUUCUUAAUCUGUGUUCAACAUUAUAUGAAACCUUUAGAGAUCUUCUUUUGUUUUGCAGUUUUUUGUAUUGUUUGCUAAUUUUAUUUAAAUCUGACGUUUUAGCUCUAAUUUGUAUGUUUUGUUUUUUGUCUUGAGAUAAACAUGAGAGGUGACCAGUCAUACAGAUUUGUUUGUUUGUAAUAUCCAAAAUCUACUAACCUGCCUUGAGGUUAAAAUUCAAGUGCUGCCUUUAAAGGUAUAAUGCAACAUAAAUGAAAUGAUAACGCACAGAUACCUAUGUUUAAAAUAAGGGGAUUAAAAGUUUACAGGAAGCACAUGCAGCUGUUGUGCAUGCAGUAUGUUAAACUCAGGGACUGAUGCAGUUCUGCAUAACGGUGGCAAUCCUUCAACUGAAAAUAAAGCUCUGGUCCAGAGGUUUACGAAAGCUGCUUUGACCCUCAGUUAAACCACGUGUCUGAACAAUGAAGAAUGUUCCUUUAGGGAAACAAACCUUAAAGCUAACAGCACUGAACUCCUGUUCUUAACUCUGCUGAAGUGUUAAUGAACGUGAAUAAUCUACUGUUUCAUUGUCAGUUCCUCUGUUUUUCUCUUAUUUUGAAAUUCAAGUUAAAAAAUUUGAAUAAAAAGGUUCCCACAAAAUAAAAGAAACUUUUAAAUUAAA
This is a messenger RNA of Cyprinodon tularosa, 1718 nucleotides long. RefSeq names its product transmembrane p24 trafficking protein 3 (gene tmed3). Lineage: Eukaryota; Metazoa; Chordata; Actinopteri; Cyprinodontiformes; Cyprinodontidae. Gene Ontology annotation, cellular component: COPI vesicle coat; endoplasmic reticulum-Golgi intermediate compartment; endoplasmic reticulum. Gene Ontology annotation, biological process: endoplasmic reticulum to Golgi vesicle-mediated transport; intracellular protein transport; Golgi organization. The transcript has 3 exons. The coding region runs from base 95 to 718 and encodes 207 amino acids. The record is from RefSeq and is a predicted model, not a curated record.